UCAAUUCUCUUUGAAAUCAUGGAUCAUGGGAACAUCACAUCAGAUUUCAUUCUCCUAGGCCUCUUCGACCACACUGCAGCCCACCAGAUUCUCUUUGGGGUUGUCCUAGCAGUUAUGAUCUCCUCCCUCACAGGCAAUGGCCUCAUGAUUCUCCUGAUUCACCAAGACCCUCAGCUGCACAAGCCCAUGUACUUCCUGCUGAGCCAGCUGUCCCUCAUGGACAUGAUGCUAGUCUGCACCAUUGUGCCCAAGAUGGUGGCUGCCUACUUGACUGGAAACAAGUCCAUCUCCCCAGUGGGCUGUGGGCUGCAGAUCUUCUUCCUUCUUACUCUGGGAGGUGGAGAGUGCUUCCUCCUAGCAGCCAUGUCCUAUGACCGCUAUGUGGCUGUGUGCCACCCGCUGCGAUAUGCCACUUUCAUGAGCUGGCCAUUGUGUCUGAGAAUGGUUUUGGGGUCCUGGCUCCUGGGGGCAGCUGAUGGAGUCAUGCAGGCUGCUGUUACGCUGAGCUUCCCCUUCUGUAACAGACAUGAGAUUGAUCAUUUCUUCUGUGAGGCCCCCACACUGGUGCACUUGGCCUGCAGUGACAGCUCUGCCUUUGAGUAUGCCAUGUACAUCUGCUGUGUGCUGAUGCUCCUCAUCCCCUUGUCCCUUAUCCUGAUGUCCUACAGCCUCAUCCUCACUGCUGUCCUGCAUAUGCACUGCACAGAAGCCAGCAAGAAGGCCUUUGCCACCUGCUCCUCCCAUUUGGCUGUGGUGGGACUCUUUUAUGGUGCUGCCAUUUUUAUCUACAUGAGACCCACAUCCUACAAGUCAGCCAAACAUGAUAAGGUGGUGUCUGCAUUCUACACUAUCUUCACCCCUAUGCUGAACCCCUUGAUCUACAGUCUGAGGAACAAUGAGGUCAAGGGAGCCCUGAGGAAAUGUCUGAGCCACUGCACUGCCUUAAGAAGUGACUGA
Messenger RNA from Heterocephalus glaber (naked mole-rat), 957 nucleotides. The record is from RefSeq and is a predicted model, not a curated record. Lineage: Eukaryota; Metazoa; Chordata; Mammalia; Rodentia; Bathyergidae.